AUGACGUGUCGCAAGCGCAAAGAGUCCGAGCCAGGGACCAAGAGUCUGCUGAGUAACGCAGAGAUGAUGGCCCAUCACCCUACAGACCCCGUGGAGAUGAGACGCAUCAACUUCCAGACUCCAGGAAUGAUGAGCCACCCUCCCAUCCCCAUCAGCGAGCUGGCGGAGCACAUCGAGCUGCUGAAAGCCAACGACAACCUCCGACUCUCCCAGGAAUACGAGUCCGUCGACCCCGGUCAGCAAUUCACUUGGGAACAUUCCAACCUGGAGGUCAACAAGCCCAAAAACCGCUACGCCAACGUGAUCGCCUACGACCACACCCGAGUCAUCCUGGCGCCCAUAGAAGGUGUCCUGGGAAGUGACUACAUCAACGCCAAUUACGUGGACGGUUACAGGAAGCAGAACGCUUACAUCGCCACCCAGGGCCCGCUGGCCGAGACGUUCGGGGACUUCUGGAGGAUGGUGUGGGAGCAACGGGCCGCCUCCGUGGUCAUGAUGACACGCCUGGAGGAAAAGUCACGGAUCAAGUGUGACCAGUACUGGCCCAGUCGGGGCACGGACACAUACGGGACCAUCCAGCUCACCCUGCUGGACACCAUGGAGCUGGCCACCUUCUGUGUGCGCACCUUUUCCCUCCACAAGAGCGGCAGCAGUGAACGGCGAGAAGUGCGUCAGUUCCAGUUCACCGCCUGGCCAGACCACGGCGUUCCAGAGUACCCCACCCCCUUCCUCAACUUCCUGCGCAGGGUCAAGACCUGCAACCCUCCGGACGCCGGUCCUAUCAUCGCACACUGCAGGUACAAAAUCACACACCAUGACCUGGCAGUGACACGGCACUGA
This is a messenger RNA of Entelurus aequoreus (snake pipefish), 840 nucleotides long. Its product is annotated as receptor-type tyrosine-protein phosphatase S-like. The transcript has 7 exons. Gene Ontology annotation, biological process: protein dephosphorylation. Lineage: Eukaryota; Metazoa; Chordata; Actinopteri; Syngnathiformes; Syngnathidae. Gene Ontology annotation, molecular function: protein tyrosine phosphatase activity. Bases 1 to 840 code for a protein of 279 amino acids. The record is from RefSeq and is a predicted model, not a curated record.